AUGACAGACCCCAUCAAGACCAAUAAACCGAAGUCUUCAAUGAAGAUCGAGAAUGCUCCGACCCCACAUAACACCCCUGCUAAUAAUUUCGAUUUCUUAAAGAAUGGAAACCCAAUGAAGAAAUCAGGAAGUGGCAAUGCUUCGGCGAAGCAAGGUGCUGCACAGAGUGUCAAUGAGGAAGACAUCAAGAGCGCGUUAUCUGCAAACCAGCCGCUCUUGUUGCAAUCGAUUCAAGAGAAACUGGGUUCUUUAGUCGGUGCAGACAGCGGGUAUUUAGAAUCCUUGCCAAAGAACGUCAAGGACAGAAUCUUCGCUUUGAAAUCCAUCCAGGAGGAUUUGUUCCAACUAGAAAAGGACUUCCAGAUCGAACUGUUUGAUUUGGAGAAGAAAUUCAUUGCUAAGUACAAGCCGUUGCACGACAGCAGAGCGAGUAUCAUCAAUGGCGAGUCCAAGCCCACUGAUGAGCAGAUCGAAAAGGGUAAGGAGUUAGCAGCGCCAGAAGAAGAGGAAGAAGCAGAAGAAGAAGAGGACGAGAGUCUAGUGGGCAUCCCAUCGUUCUGGUUGACAGCAUUAGAAAACCUGCCAAUUGUCGCAGACACCAUCACAGACAGAGAUGCCGAGGUACUAGAUUUCUUGACAAACGUUCGACUGGAGUAUUUGGACAAUGGCAAGCCGGGCUUCAAGUUGAUCUUCGACUUCAAUGCUGAAGAAAAUCCGUUCUUCACAAACUCAUCGAUCACAAAAACUUACUAUUACCAAUCAGAGCUGGGCUACUCCGGUGAUUUCAUCUACGACCAUGCCGACGGUGAGGAGAUCGACUGGGUAGACAACGAGUCGAACGUCACGGUACAAAUAGAGAAGAGAAAGCAAAGAAACAAAACUACAAAGCAGGUGCGCACCAUCGAGAAGAUCACCCCAAUCGAAUCGUUUUUCAACUUCUUCGAUCCUCCAAGAAUGAAGGAACACAUACACAACCACGGCAAAGGUGAAGAAUGCGAUGACGAGGAAGACGAGGAGGAAUUGGCAGAUCUAGAAGAAAGACUGGCCCUGGACUACUCCAUCGGUGAGCAGAUCAAGGACAAACUGAUCCCAAGAGCAGUGGACUGGUUCACAGGUUCGGCAUUGGAAUUCGAAUACGAUAACGAAGAGAUGGGAGACGAAGACGACAAUGAAGAAGACUACGACGAAGAUUUCGACGAAGACGAUUUCGACGAAGAAGAGGAAGAUGACUUUGCAAACACAAAGAAAGAACAACCACCGGAAUGCAAACAAUCAUAA
This is a messenger RNA of Tetrapisispora phaffii CBS 4417, 1278 nucleotides long. RefSeq names its product histone chaperone NAP1 (gene NAP1). Gene Ontology annotation, biological process: nucleosome assembly. Lineage: Eukaryota; Fungi; Ascomycota; Saccharomycetes; Saccharomycetales; Saccharomycetaceae. Bases 1 to 1278 code for a protein of 425 amino acids. The record is from RefSeq and is a predicted model, not a curated record. Gene Ontology annotation, molecular function: histone binding; chromatin binding. Gene Ontology annotation, cellular component: chromatin; nucleus. The transcript has a single exon.